Molecule: messenger RNA, 1695 nt
Organism: Penicillium subrubescens
Lineage: Eukaryota; Fungi; Ascomycota; Eurotiomycetes; Eurotiales; Aspergillaceae
Exons: 3
Coding region: 1-1695 (564 amino acids)
Biological process (GO): fatty acid metabolic process
Molecular function (GO): medium-chain fatty acid-CoA ligase activity
Source: RefSeq, a predicted model, not a curated record
AUGGGUGACCGGACUCUUUAUGUACCCUCCCACAUAGGGGAGAAUGUUCUUCCCAAUCUUCCUUUCUUUCAUAAAUUGCUUCGAUACGCUCAGCGCAAGCCUUCGCGCAUCGCUAUCCGAGAUGUAAAUGCAGGCUUGGAGAAAACAUACCGCGACGUGCUCUCAGAUGCUCUUGCUCUUCGUGUCGAAUUAGAGAAGACACUCGGCCAAAGCACUCUUCGCGAACUAUCUGAAGACAAAGAAGUCUAUAUCGGUCUAUUGGCACCAGGUGGAUAUGAAUACACUGUGGGGUUCAUUGCUAUCCUUGCGAUGGGUGCAGCAGUGGUACCUAUGGCUGCUGGGUUACCGGUAGAAGAGGCGUCUUACUUCCUCCACAAAGCUCAAUGUGUAGCCUUGGUGGCCAGUACAACCAGCGAAGAGCUCGGGAAGUCCAUUGUCCGAUCUAUGGGCGAGAAGAAAAACUUCGCCAUCCCUUGCCUCGCACCCAUCGCGUCGUUAUUCCUCCCUACACCCAUCUCAGCUGAGGAUGUCGUUAUCUCAUCAAACAGAAUGCUUGAUAUGAACGGUGCAAGCGCGGUCAUAUUCACAUCAGGCACAACAGGCCCACCCAAGGGUGCAGUCCAACGGCGUACUUGGUUGACCGGCAACGCCGAGACCGACGCAGACUUCUAUCGCAUCACCGAAAAUGACGUUGUGCUCCAUGUAUUGCCAGUUCAUCAUGCCUCGGGUGUAGGACUUACGUUCCUUCCUUUCCUCACAGCCGGUGCAUGCAUUGAAUUCCGGAGCGGUGGCUUUGAUACUGCGUGGACGUGGGAGCGCUGGCGUCGUGGAGGGCUGACAUUUUUCUCCGGCGUGCCUACCAUCUAUAUGCGUAUGAUGCGGUAUUAUGAAGAAAACAUAGCCAAUCAGGCACCCGAAAUACGCGAUCAAUACGUUGCUGGAGCGCGUAGCAUUCGCACCAUGUUGUGUGGAUCAUCAGCACUUCCUGGUCCUGUGCAGGAAUUUUGGGAGAAUUUGCGACAAUUACCCAUCUUGACUCGGUAUGGCGCUACGGAGUUUGGAGCAGUCAUUAAGACAGACUUGGAUCCUACUGGUACACCACGUAACAGCGUUGGUCGAGUGGUCGAGUCGGUAUCUCUCAAGCUCGAAGAGGAUGGUCAUCUCCUUGUCAAGUGUCCUUAUAUGUUUUCAAAAUAUCUUCAUGACGAGAAAGCGACUAUGGAAGCCCACGAUAAAGAUGGUUAUUUCAAGUCUGGUGACAUUGCCCGCCGGGAAGGAAAAUAUUAUUUCAUCCUCGGUCGUGCUUCCAUCGAUAUUAUCAAGUCUGGUGGCUAUAAGAUCUCGGCAUUGGAUGUUGAACGAGAGAUCUUGGGGCUGGAUUACGUUUCUGAGGUGAUGGUGGUCGGCGUUGAAGACGAAGAAUUCGGACAACGAGUGGCAGCCACCAUCAGCCUCAAGACGGACCCGAAUACCACGCGCAAUAGUCUUACUCUUGCGGAGCUGAGAGAGGACCUCCGUACCAAGUUGGCUGGUUAUAAGAUGCCAACUAUUCUGCGGCUGGUCAAGGGUGAGCUGCCCAAGUCAGGUACAGCAAAGGUGCAAAAGAAGAUUUUGGGACCGAAAUUCUUUCCACCUAACUAUCGAGAGAUUCCCGAGGUUCAAGUGUGGAGCAAAGGGAAGAGUGCAAAGCUAUAG